Exophiala mesophila is the source of this 1240-nucleotide messenger RNA. RefSeq lists its product as uncharacterized. The transcript has 2 exons. Bases 281 to 715 code for a protein of 144 amino acids. Gene Ontology annotation, cellular component: mediator complex. Lineage: Eukaryota; Fungi; Ascomycota; Eurotiomycetes; Chaetothyriales; Herpotrichiellaceae. Gene Ontology annotation, molecular function: transcription coregulator activity. Gene Ontology annotation, biological process: regulation of transcription by RNA polymerase II. The record is from RefSeq and is a predicted model, not a curated record.
GUCAAUUCGAGAAAUCACUCAGGACAUGCAUGUCUGUGUCAAUACUUCACUAUGAUGUAGUGUCGUCUCUCAUCUGGCCAUCCUGUCUCCUGGCUAUUGCAUCGUUUCUUUGAUCAACCCGCCCAGAUUCGGGGGACCUCAAUGUGGUAGCCACCCAGAGCCCAACAUUGAACCACCGAAACACUCCUUGACUAGACACUCCGUUCGGCAGCCUUGGUGCUUACAUGCACAUGGGAUCGUCCUCCAUCACCAACUUUCGUUGCUCUUGAGAUCCAAAACCAUGGCAGACACAGCCCCAAGUGCCAAAUUCCUGCAAGCACGCAUAUCUACACUUACCACGACAUUGAUCAAGCGGCUCGAAAACAUAUUGGCCGUUGCAGUCAAUCCCGAUACCAUGGCAGAUAGCACGGACGCUAGCCUCCCACCCUCCUUGACAGAGACGGCAGUACAACAAUUUCAACUCGAUGCCGAAGCCCAAUCUCUGAUCCGUGCGUGCGAAGACAUCAUGAUGCUUACAAGGAACAUGAAAGAUCUAUGGCUUUUUGGAGGACUACACACAUUGACUGGGGAUGACACAGAUGACAAGACUCCUGGAGCAGUGCAAGAGAAACGAGAUAUGGAAGAAGAUGCGAGGAUGGUAGAACAAGGCUUCCAGAGGUUUCUUGAAAGAUACGAGACCAUCAUAAACAACAAUGACAAUGAAACAUUAGCUUGAUUUUGAGCCUCAAGUGGUGGGGAUGAUCGCCAACGACAGUCAGGUCCUGACUUGCCUGUCAACAACCUGGUGUGGCAGGAGGUGGUCAAGGUACAGGGUCAUGCCGGUCGGUGUCUCUGUGCAGUGGCUCUACAACUGUCUCUGUAGACAGAUCACUGUCCAGGCAGCCUGUGGCGUGACCGACCCAAACCCAGAAAUUCAGGCCUGCCUGCGAGCCUGCGAGAAUCAAGGAACAGAAUGCUCUGGUACAACACAACACCGAGUAGACCAGCUUGACUCGUUCCAAGUUUGCAGGUGUUGGGCCACGGAGGAACCACAUUUUAGGCUCAACGGUGCCAACUGUACUGGAGUCUCGACCCUGGUAACUGUCACUAAAUGGCCGUGUGGCCUUUGUUCCGUCGUGCCCCUCAUGGGCCUUUUGCUUAGCGAAACCUAGCUACAAGCGCGAUUUCGUAAAGACAGAAUAGCAGCACGUUUGUAAGGCAGCCCAAGACUCUAGACUUUGAGUAGUACAGCAAACAAGAG